ACAUUAAUGAAUUUUAUUAACAUUUUCUGACCAUUUUAAUUCAGUUCCAUUGAUUCGACGACAUUUCUGCGUAUUUUCAAUUCAAGAAAAAGGAGGAUGUUAGAUUGUGAUUUUGUCACGAUUAAAAAGUUAUCGUUGUACUAAAUGUAAAUUGGAUUAGUUUUGAAUUUGCGCAUUAUCAAUUUAAAACAAUGUCAAAUAUAGUGGCCAAAUUACCCGAUUUAUAUGAAUCAUAUAAAUUAUGGGUGAGCUCAAAUCCAUCGACUGUGGGUGACGUUGAGACCACCGUAAAAUGGUUAUCAUAUUUCUUGGUCGGUCGUGUGAAUAGUUCAACAAUUGUGUCUGAAUUGAUCUACACACUUUCGAAUUUAUUGGUGCUGUUCAAUGAUAGAAUCAUUGAAAAAUCAAAGAGCGUUUGUAUUUCAAGUGAUCGAUCCAAAUAUCGUUUGAAAAUUUUGCUAACCACACUUGAAUACAGUGAAGUAUUUAUUGAGCUAUCGGCAAAAAAAUUGUGGGGCGAACGUGGACGUUGGAUUUUCAUCACAAUUGUACAGAUUGCCAAAUGCAUCGGGCGAUUUGUAUUGAAAUUUUACCAUCACGAAUUAAUCACACAAAAUCCACCAAUUGUUGCAUUGGAUCGGAAAAAUAUUGAUAAAAUAAUCGCCGAAACAUCAUCGGAUGAAUCAAUGCCGGAAAUGUUUGAUGCCGCAAAUUCAACGUUCACCUUUAAAUUAAAGCGAUCCGGCCGUGUUGUACGCAAAGUAGAAGGAUCGCCACCGGUUUACUUGCGUUCAUGGAAACCAUUGGAUCCAGAUAAAAUCGAUGUACCAACCAGCGUUCCGAGCGUUCCGAUUGUAAAAUACAAGAGUCUCAACAGCGCCGAAACGCUGUACAUAUUGAAACCAAUUAUUCACCUCACUAGUGCUGGCAUUUUCGGCAUCAAUAGUUGGAAGAGCUACAGUGUAGCAUUAUUCAUUGAUUUGGCCAGUUUGAAUAUGUAUAAGAAGAAUAUUCGCUCCCUGUCACCAAAACAACGUCUUGAACUAUCACGCCGUACAAUACAGCUACUGUUGUAUGUCAUACGAUCUCCAUUCUAUGAGAAGUUCACACAACACAAAUUAAACGCACUUAUCAAUGCCAUUGCAUGCACCAUACCAUUCAGCAGUACUGUCUGUCAACCACUGCUUGAAUACAUUCCACAAUGGCAAAAAACUUAUUUCUAUAUGUGGUCAACAUAAAUAAUUUUUAUGAACAAAAUAUGGAGAACACAAUUUUAUAUAGGCAAAUUAAGGGUGAUUAUUUUAGGUGGUUAUGCAUAAUUUUUGUCGGUUCUUAUGAGGUCGAAAAAGCUAUUGAACAAUAAAAUAUUUUGGCAGUUAAAUUUAAA
Contarinia nasturtii (swede midge) is the source of this 1387-nucleotide messenger RNA. It is a transcript of the gene Pex16, whose product is annotated as peroxisomal membrane protein PEX16. Gene Ontology annotation, cellular component: peroxisomal membrane. The coding region runs from base 192 to 1238 and encodes 348 amino acids. Lineage: Eukaryota; Metazoa; Arthropoda; Insecta; Diptera; Cecidomyiidae. The record is from RefSeq and is a predicted model, not a curated record. Gene Ontology annotation, biological process: peroxisome organization. The transcript is spliced from 2 exons.